AUGGCGCGCUUACGCCUCUCGUCGCUUAUGACGCUCCUCGGAGCCGUCUUCUUCUUCUCCGCUAACGUGAUGGCUGUCUCGGCUGUCCUUGGCAUCGAUCUCGGCACAGAGUACAUCAAGGCCGCCCUUGUCAAGCCUGGCGUGCCUUUCGACAUCGUCCUGACCAAGGACUCGCGACGCAAAGAGACUUCCGCCGUUGCUUUUAAGCCGGCUCCCGGCGGCGUCAAGCCAGGCCAGUACCCCGAGCGAAUGUAUGGCAGCGACGCCAUCGCCCUCUCCGCCCGAUUCCCUGGCGAGGUCUACCCGAACCUCAAGACCCUCCUUGGCUUGCCCUUUGACGAUACAAUUGUUGCCGAAUACGCUGCGCGUCACCCAGCCCUGCAGCUGCACAAGCACAUCACCCGCGGCACCUCCUCCUUUAAGACCAACACCCUGACCGCCGAACAAGAGUCGUGGAUGGUCGAGGAGCUGCUCGCCAUGGAGCUCCAGAGCGUCCAGAAGAACGCCGAGGCUCUCGCCGGCGAGGCUUCGUCUGUCCGCUCCGUCGUCAUGACUAUUCCGCCCUUCUACACCACAGAGGAGCGCCGUUCCCUCCAGCUCGCCGCCGAAAUGGCCAACCUAAAGGUUCUCGACAUUAUAAGUGACGGCUUGGCCGUUGGCCUCGAGUACGCCAAAAAAACGCGCCAGUUCCCCAACAUAAACGAAGGCGGCAAGCCCGAACACCACAUGAUUUUUGACAUGGGCGCUGGCUCUACCACCGCCACUGUGCUUAAGUUCCAGAGCCGCAAUGUUAAGGACUUUGGCAAGUACAAUAAGACUAUCCAAGAGGUUCAGUCGCUCGGCGCCGGAUGGGACCGCACUCUUGGCGGUGAUGCCCUCAACUACCUCAUCAUGGACAACAUGAUUUCGCAAUUUGUCGAGUCCAAGCCUGCCCAGAAAGUAUCUGCCACCUCAGACAGCGUUCGCGCCCACGGACGUGCCAUGGCUAAGCUCCUCAAGGAAGCCGAGCGUGUUCGCCAUGUCCUGAGCGCCAACCAAAUCACGUCUGCUGGCUUUGAGGGUCUCUACGAGGAUGUCGACUUCAAAUACAAGCUGACGCGUGACGACUUUGAGGCCAUGGCCCAAGAUUUCCCCGACCGUGUUGCUACCGUUGUCAAUGACGCUCUCAAAAUGGCCGGCCUUGACAUUGUUGACCUCGAUUCUAUCAUUCUUCAUGGCGGUGCUACCAGAACGCCCUUUGUUCAAAAGGCUCUCGAAAAGAUCGCCGAACCUAUGAAGGAAGGAGAGCAAGGCAAGCUUCGCUCCAACGUCAACUCCGACGAGGCUGCUGUAUUUGGCGCCACUUUUCGUGGCGCUGAGCUGUCUCCUAGCUUCCGCGUCAAGGAGAUUCGUAUCUCCGAGGGGUCCAUGUAUAAUGCUGGCAUCAAGUACACUAACACCAAUGGCAAGGAGCAGCGCCAGCGACUUUGGACCUCUGUUUCACCUCUCGGUGGUGCCCCCAAGGAGCUUACUUUCAACGACCUCAAGGACUUUUCCGGCAGCUUUUACCAGCAGGUGGGCCAGGACGAUAAGACUGUUGCUACAUUUGCCACCAAGAAUCUGACUGCCACGGCUACUGCUCUUAAAGACAAGUAUCCCUCCUGUGUCGACUCUGAGAUUGUGUUUAAGCUGGCCUUCAAGCUGGCCGCCGACAAUGGUGAGGUUGCCGUUGCCUCGGCGAUGGUCGAAUGCGAGGCUGAAGUCAAGGAGACUCUGAUGGACGGUGUCAAGAAUCUCUUUGGAUUUGGCAAGAAGGAUGCGUCCGAAGACGGCGAGGAUGCCAAGGCCGACUCUACUUCGUCCAAGUCCGAUAAGAAGUCUACCAAAUUUGCAAAAUCUAAGAAGUCUUCCAAGACAUCAAAGAGUACUUCCUCCUCUACUGAAUCGACUGCUUCUGCCUCUACGGAUGCCAAGGAUACCACGUCAACUGAGGCGGCCGAGGUUCCCAAAGAGGACAUCAAGAAGACGCAGCUUGUCAACAUUCCAGUGGAAGUUGUCAUCGAAAAGGCCGGCAUUCCUCAGUUCACCAAGGAAGAGCUUACUACUUCUAGAGAUCGCCUCAAGGCCUUUGCCGCUUCCGACAAGGCCAGAGCUCAGCGGGAGGAAGCACUCAACAAGCUUGAGGCUUUCACGUACAAGAUUCGCGACCUUCUCGAGAACGACGAGUUUGUCGCCAAGUCGACCGAGAAGGAGCGCACUGUUCUCUCCGAAAAGGCGAGUGAAGCCAGUGACUGGCUUUACGAGGAGGGCUCCACUGCCGCCAAGGAUGACUUCAAGGCCAAAUUAAAGUCACUACAAGAUCUUACCGAUCCAAUUCAGAAGCGUGUGAAGGAAUCCACCGCCAGGCCCGAGGCUGUCAAGCAGCUCAAGGAGCUUCUGGCUCAGACUGAUAAUUUCCUUGAGGGUAUCUACAAGCAGAUUAAUGAGCACGAGGAGUACCUGGCCAGUUCUUCGGCGGCUUCUAGCUCCACCUCCACUUCGUCUGCCCCUGCCGAGUCGUCGACGGGAGAGUUUGACGGUCUUGAGGAUGAGGACUCUACUGAGACCAAGGAAAAGGUCGAGGAGGAAAUACCCGCGGCGGCCAUUCCGCCGCUGUACAAGCGCGAGGACCUUUCCGAGGUUGAGAAACUCAACACCGAGACCAAGCAGUGGCUGGAAGAGAUGAAGAGCAGACAGGACAAGCUCGGUGCUACCGAGGAUCCCGUGCUGCUCAGCAGCGAGAUUAUUGUGAAGCAAGACAAGCUGAGCAAGGCGAGCAUGGAAGUGGCUAUGAGAGGCAUUCGCUCGUUUAAUGGCAACGCCAAAAAGCCCAAAAGCAAGAAGUCUACCAAGUCUAAGGGCAAGGGUAAAGGCAAGGACAAGAAGUUUGACGUUGGCGACAUUGAUGCCGAGGUCUUUGGGGAGGGCAUUGACCAGGAGGAGCUUGACAAGAUUCUCGAGCAGCUUCGAAAGCGCAAGGCUGAGGAAGACAAGAAGCAGGAGGAAACUGAGAGCGAGAAGAAGGCUGAAACGGAGCAAGGACAUGACGAACUGUAG
Messenger RNA from Beauveria bassiana ARSEF 2860, 3075 nucleotides. RefSeq names its product stress protein ORP150. Gene Ontology annotation, cellular component: endoplasmic reticulum chaperone complex. NCBI's taxonomy places the organism in Eukaryota, Fungi, Ascomycota, Sordariomycetes, Hypocreales, Cordycipitaceae. The record is from RefSeq and is a predicted model, not a curated record. Gene Ontology annotation, molecular function: ATP binding; ATP-dependent protein folding chaperone. Bases 1 to 3075 code for a protein of 1024 amino acids. The transcript has a single exon. Gene Ontology annotation, biological process: endoplasmic reticulum unfolded protein response; negative regulation of hypoxia-induced intrinsic apoptotic signaling pathway; cellular response to hypoxia.